GCUGGCCAGCAAGUGGAGUGAAGACUGCAGAGGGAGAUAUAAAAAAGAGAGGGCAGAAAGAGAGGCAGAGAGAGAUUUAUCCUGGGGACCCAGAAACUCAUGGUACACCACUGAAAACCAAAUCCCCUGGAAGCCCGCAGAGACACAAAGAAAGCAAGAGAAAAAGGAUACCAUGUUGUUCUUCACCCUCCUGCUAGAAGUGAUUUGGACCCUGGCUGCCAACGGGGGUCAACACUGGACAUACGACGGUCCACAUGGUCAAGACCACUGGCCAGCCUCUUACCCUGAGUGUGGAAGCAACGCCCAGUCCCCCAUCAACAUUCAGACAGACAGUGUGACUUUUGACCCUGAGUUGCUACCUCUGCAGCCCCAUGGAUAUGAACAGCCUGGCACCGAGCCUUUGGACCUGCACAAUAAUGGCCACACAGUGCAACUCUCUCUGCCCCCUACCCUGUAUCUGGAAGGACUUCCCCGAAAAUACGUAGCUGCCCAGCUCCACCUGCACUGGGGUCAGAAAGGAUCCCCGGGGGGGUCAGAACACCAGAUCAAUGGCGAAGCCACAGCUGCAGAGCUCCACAUCGUACAUUAUGAUUCUGAUUCCUACGAAAGCUUAAGUGAGGCUGCUCAGAGGCCUCAGGGCCUGGCUGUCUUGGGCAUCCUCAUUGAGGUGGGUGAGACUAAGAAUCCAGCUUAUGAACACAUUCUGAGUCACUUGCAUGAAAUCAGGCAUAAAGAUCAGAAGACCUCAGUGCCUCCCUUCAACCUGAGAGAGUUGUUCCCCCCACUGCUGGCGCAGUUCUUCCGUUACAAUGGCUCGCUCACCACACCGCCCUGCUACCAGAGUGUGCUCUGGACAGUCUUCAGUCGAAGGGCCCAGAUUUCAAUGGGACAGCUGGAAAAGCUUCAAGAGACACUGUUCUCCACGGAAGACGAGCCCUCUAAGCUCCUGGUACAGAACUACCGAGCCCCCCAGCCUCUCAAUCAGCGAACGGUCUUUGCUUCGUUCAUCCAAGUGGGAUCCUUGUAUACCACAGGUGAAAUGCUGAGUCUGGGAGUGGGAAUCCUGGUUGGCUGUCUCUGCCUUCUGCUGGCUGUUUAUUUCAUUGCUAGAAAGAUUCGGAAGAAGAGACUAGGAAACCGGAAAAGUGUGGUCUUCACCUCAGCACGAGCCACCGAGGCAUAGACUCCUUCCCGGUCACCACAGAUGCCUUCCCCUCGCCUAUCAGGGAGCUUCUAAAGUGGGGUGCAGGGACUGGCCAGAAAAUACUGUAGGA
Balaenoptera acutorostrata (minke whale) is the source of this 1274-nucleotide messenger RNA. RefSeq names its product carbonic anhydrase 14 (gene CA14). The transcript is spliced from 12 exons. The coding region runs from base 173 to 1183 and encodes 336 amino acids. Gene Ontology annotation, molecular function: zinc ion binding; carbonate dehydratase activity. Lineage: Eukaryota; Metazoa; Chordata; Mammalia; Artiodactyla; Balaenopteridae. Gene Ontology annotation, cellular component: plasma membrane. The record is from RefSeq and is a predicted model, not a curated record.